CCCCUCCCCUCCAAACCCAAAACCCACUUCUCUUCUUCCCUUUCUACUUCUCCUACACCCUCUUUUCGUCUUAUUUUUUCUGAACAUUAUCACCUUUUCUUUUCUCUCUCUCUCUCUCUCCCCUUUUUUGUUUUUGGUUUUUUCUUCUUAAAAGAAAUUGGCCACUGUCUGGUGCUGUAAUGGCGCCUCUUUCCCUUUCUCUCUUUCUCCCCUUUUUCUUUCUUCUACUCUCUCCUGUCCUCUCAACAAACUCUGAAGGAAACGCUUUGCAUGCUCUGAGAAACAGACUGUCGGACCCCACCAAUGUUCUGCAAAGCUGGGACCCAACUCUGGUCAAUCCUUGCACCUGGUUCCAUGUUUCCUGUGAUUCCAAUAACCAUGUGAUCCGUUUGGAUUUGGGAAAUUCUAACGUUUCUGGUACUUUGGGGCCAGAGCUUGGCGAACUCAAGCAUCUUCAGUACUUGGAGCUUUACAGGAAUGAAAUAAGAGGAAAAAUCCCAAAGGAGUUGGGCAAUUUGAAAAAUCUGAUCAGCAUGGAUCUUUAUGACAAUAAAUUUGAAGGAAAAAUCCCAAAGUCUUUCUCCAAAUUGAAGUCACUCAAGUUUCUACGGUUAAACAACAACAAGCUGUCCGGAACAAUCCCAAGGGAGCUCACUACACUCUCUAAUCUGAAAAUCUUUGAUGUCUCCAACAAUGAUCUGUGUGGAACAAUACCUGUUGAUGGGCCUUUUGCUACAUUUUCCAUGGAUAGUUUUGAAAACAACAGGCUGAGUGGACCUGAGCUCAAAGGAUUGGUGCCCUAUGACUUUGGAUGCUGAAGGGAGGUAUAGGAAUAGGAGAUAGGAAGUUACGUGACCAUAUUGUAUGAUGAUGAAAUAGGUAUGUCCUUAUAAAUCUACUAGAGUGGCACUGUUUAAAAGUGCGGUGGUGAAAUUGGCAAAAGUCAACCCAAAAAAUAAGAUGAAUCGACUCUGGAUUUUGCAUGGCAACUUCUUGUUAAAUUAUUGCCCUUUUUUAAUUAUGCUGAUGUUGAUUUAGUAUAAAUCAAACUAAUAUAUAUUCGUAUGAUAUCCCUCAAAUAUUAUAUUUUA
Messenger RNA from Humulus lupulus (European hop), 1091 nucleotides. RefSeq names its product leucine-rich repeat protein 2-like. The transcript is spliced from 7 exons. Bases 180 to 818 code for a protein of 212 amino acids. The record is from RefSeq and is a predicted model, not a curated record. NCBI's taxonomy places the organism in Eukaryota, Viridiplantae, Streptophyta, Magnoliopsida, Rosales, Cannabaceae. Gene Ontology annotation, molecular function: protein binding.